AUGAAUAAAACAACUCACAACUAUCCAUUGCAAUCAACUCAAAUUCGACACAAGUCUUCCAAAUCAUUACCCAAAAACGCUUCCAAGUCUCCAUUUGAUCUAGUUAAAGGAGUUUAUAAUCCACCAGCGUCCAUGUCAAAACGAUCAGCGGAAAGAUGGGCUAAAAUCGCACCUGCAUUGAAAUCAGCGAGUACAGCGUCUGGUAGAUUACCUCCAGCAUUACCAAAGCGCAUUUCAAGUCGCUUGUCCAAACUGACUCCAGACAAAAAAAGACCGACAAACAAAAAAUAUGUUCCAACUAGUAUAAAAACCAAUAUGUUUGAAAAACAAUUCGUGGUGAACGAAGCCUGUCAUUUACUGACACUCGCCAAGUUUCUUGGUAAAAUGACUUUGAUGAAUACAUUAAAAAUUCGAGAAAAGAUCAAUGCAAAUUUAGUCUGGGUAACUGGAUCUGCACAUGCAGAGCACGUUCGGAUUUCGCCCAAAGGCAUUCUGCAUACAGGCGAUGUUGUACAUGUUGCGUAUGCAACCAAACCGCAUGGUGACAAAACUGAGCAGAAUGAUACCGAGGAUGCAAUUAAAAAACUCAAAAUGCGUAUUCUAUAUAAAGACCAGCACAUAUACGUAAUUGAUAAGGAACAUGGACUAGCUUCACAAGGUGGUUCAAAAAUUGAUAUGCAUCUGGACAAGCUUAUUUCGCAUUUGGAAACAGAUAAAUCCAAAACGCUUCGUUUGGUUCAUCGACUUGAUAAAAAUACAUCUGGAGCAAUGAUUAUUGCUCGAACCAAAGAAUCGGCUGCACGAGUAUCUGCCAUGUUUCGCCAGGAAGGGCGGAUAUCACGAAAAUAUCUGGCUUUGUUGACGCCUACGCUUUUAGACCAUUCAAACUUUAAAGAUGGUGGUCAGCAUAAAAUCGUUUCGGGAAUUGUCAGUAACGGUCGUGAAGCACCGCACGAGAGGAUGGAUCUUGUUGAAUGGCACGAUGGUAUUCCAAAACAAAUGUCUACGAAUGGCGAUCCAGUUAAAAAAGCAGUAACCAAAGUCACACUGUUGCAAUCUAAUCCAUUGACAUCACUGGUGUGUCUGGAACCCACAACUGGAAGAAAGCAUCAGCUGCGAUUACACUGUGCAGAUGCUCUUGGAUCAUUUAUUGUUGGAGAUUACAAGUAUGGACAGGGGUGUUUGAAAAACUUUAAAGCGCACGUGUCGGAUUGGAAAAAAGUACCACUUCAUUUGCAUUUGUAUCAGCUUAGUAUCAAAGACUGGUUUCGAGAUGGAUUGGAUUUGACCGUGUCGGCACCACUUCCUAUUUACUUUCAAAAGACACUAACAUCGACAGGUUUAGGUCUAGCCACCAUUCCAAGUAUUGAUUCUAGCACGUUGUCUGAUCAGAAACAUGAUUUACAAGAUGAAAAAAAGCAUGUUUUUAACCCACCACGUACAAAUGAUGCGAUGGAUGAACAUGCUAAUUAG
Batrachochytrium dendrobatidis JAM81 is the source of this 1473-nucleotide messenger RNA. RefSeq lists its product as uncharacterized. The coding region runs from base 1 to 1473 and encodes 490 amino acids. The record is from RefSeq and is a predicted model, not a curated record. Lineage: Eukaryota; Fungi; Chytridiomycota; Chytridiomycetes; Rhizophydiales. Gene Ontology annotation, molecular function: RNA binding; pseudouridine synthase activity. The transcript is spliced from 8 exons. Gene Ontology annotation, biological process: enzyme-directed rRNA pseudouridine synthesis.